AUGUCAGCUACCCUCGGUAUUCUCUUUCUCUUCCUCGCUAUUGGAGAAGCAUCUAAAGCAAAGGUAUCCAUAUGCGAUCCAUCAGAGAUCCUUAACAUUGCACAAGAACAGGUUUUUAACCGGUCUCUCUUGACACACGCGGUUAUGGAGGCCGCUGGGCUGCCAUCUGAUGGCGAUCUCCUCUCUACAGUUAACAGAUCAAACUACUUCAAGAUGAGUUCGUGCCUGCGCUUCCUCGACUUGGGCUCAUACGCAGCAAAUUCCUUAGUUCAGAAUCUAGGAACGAGCAAGUGUCGAUCAUUUUCGACGAUAGGUAUUGUAGGAGGGUUUCGCUCGGAUUACCUUCUUCAUUACGUCAAGACAAUGUCUCCACCAGACAAUACCUGUGUAAGUGACAACACAAUCACAUUUGUUCUUCCAAGACUAACUCAUGCAUCGCAAAUGAACCGCAACUUAACCAUCUGGACUGUCGUACUUCUUGUCAUACUCAUUGUGGGGACGUGCUGGUGGAUGAUGGCCAUGGAUGAAGCGAAACCUGACGACCUCGACGAUAAUUUUACGGACCUGCUGUUUAAUUGUCCGGAGAUGCAAUUAGCAGAUGAGAGUAUCCUAGACGACGAGCCUUGGGAAGAUGGGGGUCUGGACUACUAG
Giardia duodenalis is the source of this 651-nucleotide messenger RNA. RefSeq lists its product as uncharacterized. The record is from RefSeq and is a predicted model, not a curated record. The transcript has a single exon. The coding region runs from base 1 to 651 and encodes 216 amino acids. Lineage: Eukaryota; Fornicata; Diplomonadida; Hexamitidae.